Messenger RNA from Physeter macrocephalus (sperm whale), 734 nucleotides. It is a transcript of the gene GEMIN7, whose product is annotated as gem nuclear organelle associated protein 7. The record is from RefSeq and is a predicted model, not a curated record. Gene Ontology annotation, molecular function: RNA binding. Gene Ontology annotation, cellular component: SMN-Sm protein complex. The transcript has 3 exons. Gene Ontology annotation, biological process: spliceosomal snRNP assembly. Bases 196 to 582 code for a protein of 128 amino acids. NCBI's taxonomy places the organism in Eukaryota, Metazoa, Chordata, Mammalia, Artiodactyla, Physeteridae.
AGGCAUGCAGCCGGCCUUGCGGCGGGACAUGGGUCACGGGCAGGCGGACUGGCGGGCGGAGGACUCGCGAGCCGUGCGCGCUCACACCGAGGCGCCCAGGAUCCUUUCUUGCAAGGAGCUGACACUUGAGCUGCAGAGACAGGAAGAGCCUCACGAGAAAAAGGACAAUCCCAAUCACCACUGUACGCCAGGAUAAUGCAGACUCCACUGACCAUUCCUGUGCCCGUGCUCCGGCUCCCCCGGGGCCCUGAUGGCUUGAGCCGAGGCUUUGCCCCCGACAGACGCAGAGCCCCCCUGAAACCGGUGGUUCCUGAAAUCCCGGAGUCUCAAGAAUCUCGGGAAUCCCAGGAACAGCGGGCCCGAGCCGCCCUUCGGGAGCGCUACCUCCGCAGCCUGCUGGCCAUGGUGGGGCGCCAGGUGAGCUUCACGUUGCACGAGGGUGUGCAUGUGACCGCCCACUUUGGAGCCACUGACCUGGACGUGGCCAACUUCUACGUGUCGCAGCUGCAGACUCCGAUAGGCGUGCAGGCUGAGGCGCUGCUCCGGUGUAGUGACAUUAUCUCAUACACCUUCAAACCGUGAAGAUGUUAUCGUGUUCAUCUUUCUGCCUCGGGCGCAGCCACAGUCUCCCAGGCCUCCAUAUGCUCCUGAGCUUGGACCUCUGGGCCCCAGAGAGUUCGGAACACCCUUGGAAUUUUGAGCCAAGCUUCAAGCAACUCUGGCUUCUUGGGACA